GGCUUUCUCCCCUCAUUAGAACAUCGGAAACAGAGUUGGCAGGCUGAGUCCGGAAAGCUCGCACAACCCUGGGAUCUGUGCUUGUGGACAGAGCAGAACUCUGACCUCCUGAGACACAGCGUUUUGAUGCAUUUCUGGUGGGGCCUUCCUCUGUGGCAGGAGCUGGGGGAGCUGUGGUCAGGGACCAGCAGGAAACAAGUAGACAGCAGUGACAACUCAGCACUGCCACUGUGGGAAGUGCCUAGAGGCCUAGGUGGGCAGGCAGCCCGGGGAGGGUUCUGGGACUCAGGAUGAGCAGGGUUCACACGGCAAGGCCUGUGAGGCUGGAGAGGAGCUGCUGGGCUCCAAGCACCAGGCUCUUGGGAAUAGUUAACCCACUCACCCAUCAGGAGUGGGCCUCAGGGGUCCCAUGCACCACCCCUGCCACUCAGAUAGCACACCUGAGGUCCAGGACAGAAAACAUGUGUCCCCUCCCUCUAUCCUCCCAUCCCCAAAGCGUCAGAUGGAGUUCACUCUCCAUUCCCCACCUGGUGCUAACUCCAUGCCCUGGGUCUGAGACAGUGGACUCUGGGACACUGGGCCAGGCCCAGACCUUCGCAUACUUAGCAGGGUGCAGCCACUCAGGGAAGUCAAUCUAGCAAUAGCCUGGCAAGCUGCGAGGCCUGGUUCUGUUUGUGCUUUUUGCUAAGUUAGAAAGCCUGUGACCCAGAUGGAUAGGAGAUACCCCCACUGUCCUCCAGGCAACACUGAGCAUGAAACAGCAAGGCUCCCAGGGUUGGGGCUUGCAAGUGCUGGAGGCAUCCGAGCGCUCUUUUCUGGGCUCCCAUACAAGGCAGCCCUCUAUGAGGACCUGUUCACUUGUUCCUUCCAGGCUCCUCCCGGGCUCUGCCUCCGCCGAAGCAUGAAUGGCCUCGAAGUGGCCUCCCCAGGUCUGAUGGCAAACUCCUCCUUGGCCACUGUGGAUCAGUGUGGCCAGGAGACGUGGCUGGAGAACAUCCUCUUUGCCUCCUUCUACCUCUUGGAUUUCCUCCUGGCUUUUGUCGGCAAUGCCCUGGCCCUGUGGCUUUUCAUCCGGGACCACAGGUUAGGCACCUCCGCCAAUGUGUUCCUGAUGCACCUGGCUGUGGCCGACCUGUCCUGUGUGCUGGUCCUGCCCACCCGCCUCGUCUACCACUUCUCAGGGAACCACUGGCCAUUCGGGGAAAUCCCCUGCCGCCUCACCGGCUUCCUCUUCUAUCUCAACAUGUAUGCCAGCAUCUACUUCCUCACCUGCAUCAGCGCCGACCGCUUCCUGGCCAUUGUGCACCCUGUCAAGUCUCUCAAGCUCCGCAGGCCCCUCUACGCCCACCUGGCCUGUGCCUUCCUCUGGGUGGUGGUGGCCGUGGCCAUGGCCCCACUGCUGGUGAGUCCACAGACCAUGCAGACCAACCACACCGUUGUCUGCCUGCAGCUGUACCGGGAGAAGGCCUCAAACCACGCGCUCGUGUCCCUGGCCGUGGCCUUCACCUUCCCGUUUGUCAUCACGGUUACUUGCUACCUGCUGAUUAUCCGCAGCCUUCGGCAUGGCCCCCGUGUGGAGAAGCGCAUCAAGAACAAGGCGGUCCGCAUGAUCGCUGUGGUGCUGGCCAUCUUCCUGGUCUGCUUCGUGCCCUACCACGUCCACCGCUCCGUCUACGUGCUGCAUUACCACGGCAGUGGUGCUUCAUGCACCGCCCAGCGUGCCCUGGCCCUGGGAAACCGCAUCACCUCUUGCCUCACCAGCCUCAAUGGGGCACUCGACCCCAUCAUGUACUUCUUUGUGGCCGAGAAGUUCCGCAACACCCUGUGCAACCUGCUCUGUGGCAAAAGGCUCUCAGGCCCGCCCCCCAGCUUUGAAGGGAAAACCAAUGAGAGCUCACUGAGUGCCAGGUCAGAGCUGUGAGCUCUGGACACCACCCUGAACUGCUGCAGACUCUUUCAAGACAAUUCCCUUAGGGUUCUCUGGUUUCUCCCAGACUCACAAAGAAGUAGCCCACCUUCUCCCCAGCCAUGCCUGAGAAAAGGAACUGAAAUCUCAGCAGGUCACCACUACUCCCUCCAAGGUGGGAACUCAUCACCCAGGGCCAAGUCCUGUCUUACCCAGUGCACAAAUCCCUAGAAAGGGAGAACUGUUGACUAGAUCCAGUCAGCUGGCCCCUCUGCAGAUUGCAUUGGCCCGCUCAUUUACAACUGCUGGAAACUCAGUGACUUUACUCCAUGGUCAGGGGGUGGGGCAAGGAGGCCAGAGGAAUAACUCCUGAACCACAAGUGUCUCUCUUUCCCAAGUGCCGCCUGCCAGCUCCCAGCCUCCUUCCCACUGCAGAAACACAGCAGCAAAGCUCUGCAGAAAGAACCCGGAACGCAGCUGCAAAAGGCCCAAUGAGAAGAGGGGAUGUGGGAAUCUCAUGAGGAGUAGGAAGGGUAUCUAAAUAUUUCCUGUGAAGUGCAAAGUGCUUUGAGUUCCCUUUGUGGCACCUCUGCCAGAUGACCCCUGAGUUUAGGGGACACAAACUGUUAUACCUGAACACUGUAAGUACAUUUCAGGCUGGUCGCCAGGUGACAUACAGCAAACAUGGCCUGUGGAGCACAUCGUUUCUUGAUCCCCCUGCUGUAAACCCUCCCACAGACCUGCACAUGACCUGACAAUCCCCAGAGCUGCUCAGCAGCUGCCCAGUCUGAGUCCUGGUCGAGCACACAGCCUGGGCAGACAACCACGCUUUGUUACUGCCUGAGGGUGCCAUGGCCGGGGAACCGGGUCCUAGUGCACGAACUUGCCUCUCACUAACUCAGACCCAGCAGGGGUGUCCGUAGCCCCAUUCCCUCCCAGGAGGCCUCUACCAGCCUCGACUGGCCAACCUUUGAGCUGUUUUACUUCAUAAUGUGGCACAUAUCACCCUAACAGGUCUUUUUUUGUACUCAAUUAUACUGAUCAUUAACAGAAUUGUACUCUAAGAUUCUGAAGAUCAUUGUGUCUGAUUAACACAACACCCUUCCUCGAACUUCUCCCUUCAACCCGAUAAUGGCAAAGUGGAGGUAAACAGAGCAGAGAUAGUGCUUGCUCUGGACCGUGGUUCUGACAACCCCUGGU
Pteropus alecto (black flying fox) is the source of this 3106-nucleotide messenger RNA. RefSeq names its product G protein-coupled receptor 17 (gene GPR17). Gene Ontology annotation, molecular function: G protein-coupled receptor activity. The record is from RefSeq and is a predicted model, not a curated record. Bases 710 to 1921 code for a protein of 403 amino acids. Gene Ontology annotation, biological process: positive regulation of Rho protein signal transduction; phospholipase C-activating G protein-coupled receptor signaling pathway. NCBI's taxonomy places the organism in Eukaryota, Metazoa, Chordata, Mammalia, Chiroptera, Pteropodidae. Gene Ontology annotation, cellular component: membrane. The transcript has a single exon.